CAUGGCGGCGUGCAUGGCAUCCCAGGCUGCUACGAGAGGGCUCAGGGCAGCCACGUCUAAGAACCUACUUGUGAACAAACUGAAGCUUCACUGCAACUGGUUGAGUCCUAAAAGAUGGCUAAAUCUUCAAGAAUACCAGAGCAAAAAGUUGAUGCAAGAGUGUGGCGUGGCUGUCCAACGCUUCUUUGUAGCUGACACGGCCUCUGAGGCCUUAGAGGCUGCAAAGAAACUCGAUGCCAAAGAGAUUGUGCUAAAAGCUCAGAUUCUGGCUGGUGGGAGAGGCAAGGGUGUGUUUGACAGUGGCCUCAAAGGUGGAGUGCAUCUAACUAAGGACCCUGCAGUUGUUGGAGAGUUGGCCAAUAAAAUGCUGGGUUUCAAUCUGACGACCAAGCAGACACCUAAAGAUGGAGUGAAAGUGAAAACAGUCAUGGUUGCUGAAGCCUUGGACAUAAACAGGGAGACCUACUUUGCCAUUCUAAUGGAUCGCUCUUGUAAUGGUCCUGUUAUGGUUGGAAGUCCCAAAGGAGGUAUGGACAUAGAGGAAGUAGCAGCCAGCACACCAGAGCUCAUCUUUAAGGAAGUCAUAGAUAUAUAUGAUGGUGUACAGGACGACCAGGCAGAUCGCAUGGCAGCUAAUUUGGGUUUCAAAGGACCUCUGCAGAGACAGGCAGCAGAUCAGAUUAAGAGGCUCUAUGAUCUCUUCCUGAAAGUCGACGCCACUCAAGUUGAAGUCAACCCUCUUGGAGAGACCCCUGAAGGACAAGUGGUCUGCUUUGAUGCUAAGAUCAACUUCGACGACAAUGCUGAGUUCCGUCAAAAGGAUGUCUUUGCCAUGGAUGACUUGACAGAGAGUGAUCCCACAGAGAUGGAAGCUGCCAAGUGGGAUCUCAAAUAUAUUGGUCUGGACGGAAACAUUGCCUGCUUUGUGAAUGGAGCUGGAUUGGCCAUGGCCACAUGUGACAUCAUUGACCUGCAUGGAGGAAAGCCAGCUAACUUCCUGGAUCUUGGCGGAGGAGUCAAAGAGAGGCAGGUGUAUGAGGCAUUCAAGCUUCUUUCUGCUGACCCAAAGGUUGAGGCCAUCCUCGUCAACAUCUUUGGGGGGAUCGUCAACUGUGCUAUUAUUGCCAACGGUAUCACCAAAGCCUGUCGAGAGCUGGAACUAAAGGUGCCUCUGGUGGUCAGACUUGAAGGGACCAACGUGCAUGAGGCCAAGAGGAUCCUGAGAGAGAGCGGUCUGCCCAUCACGGCUGCAGACAACCUGGACGAUGCUGCCAAGAAAGCAGUGGCUGCCAUCAAGAAGUAGAAAAGUCCAAUCUAUCUUCGUCAGCAACCUCAAGGUGGCCUUACUCACCGUCUGUGUUAUGUUCCAGGCACAAAGCUCACCACAGGCUAAGAGCUCCUAAAACUUUUUUUGUUUGUUUAAGUACAACAACCAUCAUUACCACUACAGAUCCUCAGCUGGUUUAUGAGCCAUAGAGCUAAUCAUUUAUCCUCCCUCGUGCAGAAUUUCUGCCAAUGUUUCCUGGUAGCAUCUUUCCCUCUGUUCUCUACAUUGAUUGUCAUUAAUUACUCUGCAAAUUUCUUGUUUUUCAUUUCACAUCAUGAAAGUCAGCAGAGGGAAGAUCUCAAGCACAGAUUAGACAGAGCCCUAACACUUUCACCAUUCUGUUUUCAAAAACAUAUUGUGUCUCCCUCCUUUGUCAUGCUGUAACAGUUUUAUAGGCAUUUGAUUAGAUAAGUUGUUUUUAUGAAGAUGCAUUGUCAAGCGUUUUUCUAAGAAAUAAUAAAUCCCUUAUCUAUGAUUGAGGUCAGAGGCAGCCAGUAACAUUGCGAUAAUUUAAUGCUGCUUUACUUCAGCAAAGACAACAGUAGUGCUAGCAGCCCAUGCUAAAUCAUUCUGGAUUCUUUUGUCUCCGUCAAUGCAUUCAUCCAAUGCCUUAUAUGUGUCUCUCACAUGAAGUAUAUAAAACUGCGCUGUGAAUUUUCUACAUCGUGAUAUUAUUUGAGUUCUUCACUGAUGCACAUUCAAGAUGGUAAAUCUGUUUCUAGUGGUUUGUAAACAAUCUCUAGCUCACCUUUGUUCAAGUGUGUUUAAAGAGCAACCACAGAUCUUAUAUCUCUUUCUAUAUAUAUAUAUAUAUAUAUAUAUAUAUAUAUAUAUAUAUAUAUAAAAUCCAGCUAUGUAAAUUGACAGAAUAUUUAGGAGUAGUACCUUUGCAUAUAAUUAUCACAACUAUUACCUUUGCAGAGCCCAUAAAAAUUGAAAUGUAUCAAUAGAAUUUGAAUAUAGUUAGUACCUAAUUUUUUAUUCAAUGAAAUCAUUUUUACUGUUGUCACUGGUGGUAGUUUGUCCAUUUGGAAGCGAUACAACACAGUUACAGAUCCAUUUUUCAUUAACUCUUUGGUCUGUUUGUGCAGUCAAAAUAAAAAUCUGCAUGGUUUCAGACACAAUG
Messenger RNA from Phycodurus eques (leafy seadragon), 2453 nucleotides. RefSeq names its product succinate-CoA ligase GDP-forming subunit beta (gene suclg2). The coding region runs from base 2 to 1303 and encodes 433 amino acids. The transcript has 11 exons. NCBI's taxonomy places the organism in Eukaryota, Metazoa, Chordata, Actinopteri, Syngnathiformes, Syngnathidae. Gene Ontology annotation, cellular component: succinate-CoA ligase complex; mitochondrion. Gene Ontology annotation, biological process: succinyl-CoA metabolic process; tricarboxylic acid cycle. The record is from RefSeq and is a predicted model, not a curated record. Gene Ontology annotation, molecular function: succinate-CoA ligase (GDP-forming) activity; ATP binding.